CCUAUUUUGCCGACUUUUUCGCCAAUCGCCAUCCACCUAUGGCGGGCUUCACUCGGCUGCUUCCUCCCUAACACGAUUCCAUUUUUUUUGGUUUUCUUCAUCAAUGGCGGAUUUCUCCUUUCUUUCCGACACCGACGAUUCGGCCGUCGAAGAUCUGCUUUCCCAAACGCAGGAUCUCUGUGUUCUCGAGCAACUCUCUGCCAUCAACUGCUCUGGCUUCACCGACUCUGUUCUUCCCACUGACCUUGAAUCUCGAUUUCGGAAGCUCAAAUCCUUUCCUGCUGCCAAAUCCGAGACCAGAUCCGGUUUCGAUUUGAAGAGUAGUCGAUCUGUACAGUCCUGCGAUGAGAAACCGGACGAUGAUUUUGCAGUUUUUUCUCCCUCUAAACAGAGUCACAAGAAGGAAUUAGGGUUUAGCCCUAAAUCUCAGUCGAAGCGUCUGCCGGAUUCCUCAUCGGGAAAAGGAAAUUCAACGCCACCGAUGGACAAUCAAAAGCCGAAAAAUGGAAGUUCCAGAGCGAAAUCGAAAUGUAGGUACGUUUCAUCUCCUUCGUAUUCUUCGACUUCAUCUGGUGAAAUCGAUGAAUUUUUAGAACCGAAGAAAGGUACCAAAAUCCGGUCAAAAACCAGCUCAGAAUCGGGAUCCUUCGCUUCUCCGCCACAAUCUCCGCCGAGAAGAGCCGGUUGUUUUUGGUGUUCACCGAAGAAAGCUUCAGAGAAGAAGAACAGCAGCAACAGAACUCUCGAUAAUGGCCUUGGAUGGGGUAAGAACAACGAUUUCCUGUCAGAUUUGAACAUUUUCUCGGCAAAAGAGCAACAGAAAAUCCUGAAAAAGGCAAUGAAAGAGGAAGAGAAGAUCAAUCGGGAGGCUGAGAAAAUUGUGAAAUGGGCAAAACAAGCUUCGGCUAGGAUGAAUGUUUCAGACAUUGAAGACGAGCUCAGCGAUCCAGAAAUCAAAAAAUGAGUACGCAAUUUUGCUGCUGUUUUUGGUUAAUCUUGUUCUUGCAUAUAAUCAACUAUAUACACAAGCAUAAUCCCUUGAAGUUUCUUUAUAUAUAUAUAGAAAUAUGGUAUGAAAUAUAUA
Cucurbita moschata (crookneck pumpkin) is the source of this 1084-nucleotide messenger RNA. RefSeq lists its product as uncharacterized. Lineage: Eukaryota; Viridiplantae; Streptophyta; Magnoliopsida; Cucurbitales; Cucurbitaceae. The record is from RefSeq and is a predicted model, not a curated record. The transcript has a single exon. The coding region runs from base 104 to 964 and encodes 286 amino acids.